This is a messenger RNA of Galleria mellonella (greater wax moth), 819 nucleotides long. RefSeq lists its product as uncharacterized. The coding region runs from base 1 to 819 and encodes 272 amino acids. NCBI's taxonomy places the organism in Eukaryota, Metazoa, Arthropoda, Insecta, Lepidoptera, Pyralidae. Gene Ontology annotation, molecular function: nucleic acid binding. The record is from RefSeq and is a predicted model, not a curated record. Gene Ontology annotation, biological process: DNA integration. The transcript is spliced from 2 exons.
AUGUUAAUAACAGACAACGGACCGGCGUACACUUCAAAACAAUUUAAACAAUUUCUUUUCAAUUGGGAAAUUGAGCAUGUUACUUCAUCUCCGUUAUAUGCACAAUCUAACGGGAAAAGCGAGCGCACGAUACGUACCGUAAAAAAUAUGCUAAAAAAAUGUGAAGAUUCGGAACAUGAUUUCCAUUUAAGUUUAUUAAAUUUAAGAUCUACACCUAGGGAUGGUGUGGAUUCGCCUGCACAAAUUUUGAUGGGAAGACGUUUAAAUACCCGUCUACCGAUUUACGAGCCGUUAUUAGCUGACACAGUGGACAACAAGCUUAAUUAUGAUAAGUUAUUAAACAAACAGACAAGACAAAAAUCCAUCUAUGAUAGACAUGCAAAACACAAAGUCUACCCCAGCUUGGAUCAAAAUGAUAAGGUGGUCAUUAAUGAUGGCGGUCAACGUCGUUUAAUGAAGGUGGUGCAACAAGCAAAGGAGCCAAGGUCGUACAUUUUAGAAGACGAGACUGGACGUAUAUUUAGACGUAAUCGUCGUCAUAUAGUUUGCAGGCGGCGCAAAGGUAAUGAGGGAGCACAAGCUACAGUCACAGGUACAAAUAAAACAGUAGAAAGGCCAUGGACUCCUGCAUCCAGCACCACAGGCUGUGACGCAGAGGCGAGUACUUGUGCAAAAGAAAACGCCAUACAGACAGGCAUAUCUAAUCAUAUACGUACAUACGAAUUACCCAGCACUAACGAUGCGCAAUUUAAAAUAUUGCUAUGUGCUUCAGAAGACAUGCAAAAUUAUCAUUCAGUAAGCCGCAUCAAGGGCUCCUGA